AUGGAGACUGUGGUAUUUGACCAGACGCCGCUCGCCGAGUAUCUGAGAGACGAGGGCGGAAACGAACCCACCACUUGGGUCCCGGCCAUCACCCGCUCAUCGUCCACCGCGGACCUAUCUGCCGGCGACGACGUCGACGCUGACGACACACCGGGCUCCCCGUUUCCAGUGACGCCUACGCCCGACCAGAGGCACCAGUCCCACCAACAACAGCCACGACAGCGGAUAGAGACCAAAGACGACAACCAGAAUGUCGUACACACUCCGCCGCCGAGCCCACCCUCUCCUAUAUUUGCACCGGUCGGCCGGCCGAUGGUUAGAAAACGCUUCCGCAACAAGAUCCCAAACCCGCUGCGUGUCGACGUUCGGCGCAACACAUCUCUCUCUUCCUCCCUCAACAACCGCUACUCUAGAGCCGUCGCGUCAACAAUAAGCCGUGUUGAUAACGCACAGUUCAUCGAAAAAUUCCGAUAUACAAUCAUUACCUCCCACCUCCUCGGCGCUGCUACUCUCGGCCAGCAUCAACAGCCCACACGACCCGGAAGCAGCAGUGGCGAUUUCAGCGGCGAUCCAGACAACAGGGCGACUCCGCCUGCCCAAGAUAAUCUCGAUGUGCCGUUGCCAACCGCGACUGGCAUUGUAGUGGCCGUGACAAGCGCGUUUGGCCUUUCGUGGGCAGUCCGUUGGGUGUACCUUGGCGGCAUCGCGCACCUGACCAAAAAGCGUUUUGUUUUUGGCUUGGUGUUUGUUGCUACUGCCGUGUUUGUUGGCCAUGCUUACAUACGCCAGCAAUGGCUUCGCUACAUCAGACAGUCGGCUCUGGUAGAAGUUCGGUCCUUUGUCGCAAAGUCGCACGAUUUCGACAGCGCUGCAAGUGCUUCAAUCGCGUUUAUCAAGGAGGUGGAGCUUGUUUCGCGGGGAUACAGAAUAAGCGCACCAUUGCCGCCCAUCAGCCGCAUGGAUGACAGAAGUCAGUCUAGGCGUUGCAUGCGGCUGCGCAAGGUGGUCCGCAGCUCCCUUGUCGAUGCCUUGCCCAAGUACAUCCAGACGGCCGGGGUUAUGAAAGGCUUUGCAGAGCAAACGGAACUUGAAAUGCACUACCACAUUCAUGACAUCACUGAUUUCGACAUCUCCGAUGCUAUGCAAGGCUUUUCCGAGGCCGAGUUUGAUGAUGCGGACUCAAUUCGGACAUUGACCGUUUUAACCUCGCGAUUUCACACAAUUCGCAAGCUGUUCCUGUGCGCGCUCCUUGCACUGGAGGCACGUGGCGACGAGUCAGACUAUCUGCGCUGGGCCACCGCUGUAGAGGGACUUCGCACAUUGAACGAGGUGACAAUUUUCGGCUACCAACGAAUGCGCUCGAUUCUUGAGGCAGAGACGUUUCCGCACAUCGCCACUCCGACGGCACCGUUGUCCCCGGGUCGUGAACGGUGGCGCUCGCAGCUGGGCAAGCUCAACUCGUUGUCGACCGGUAUCCGGGGUCUGCAAGCCAAGCUGGCAUUGCUUCGCGAAGAGUCAGAUCGGUCGCUCAAUGAAGCCGAUGAUAUCACACAACUAGGGCCCAACUUGUUAGCCCAGUAUGAUUCCAUCGGGCAAGAUUUGAAGUUGCUCACCCAGGCUUGGGAGGAAGGCAGAUCGGCACUGGCGUCGGGUAUCGACCGUAACGAGAAGAGGCUUUCGUCAAUCAGUGGUCUCCUUUCCCCGACAGCAUCCCUAAGUGGACUCACCACAGUCGGCGAGGACAGCAUCGACAGUGGUGGAGGAACAGCCGAAGAUGCUCUGCGAGCGCUGACUGGCGGUUCACCCCUUGGCGGUAGCACGGUCGGCGACCCUGACGAAGAGGUCGUGUUCGAGGCUGUGUCCUUGCCCCCCUCCUCACGGCGCCGAAGCAUGCUCACUCGUGAAGAGCGCAUCGCCAGGAUGAAAGAAGACCGCGAGAAGCGGGCCGAAGCACGCGAGCAGGCAGACGCCAAUCGGGGCAUGCUUCGCGAGCUGGAGAUGGUGAUCAACUUACGACCGAAGGGUGGCCACGACAACACCGGCCCAAUGCCCAAGUCUGACGUGGACCGAAAUUCGCUAUGA
This is a messenger RNA of Sporothrix schenckii 1099-18, 2082 nucleotides long. RefSeq names its product proliferating cell nuclear antigen. Gene Ontology annotation, cellular component: plasma membrane. The transcript is spliced from 4 exons. Lineage: Eukaryota; Fungi; Ascomycota; Sordariomycetes; Ophiostomatales; Ophiostomataceae. The record is from RefSeq and is a predicted model, not a curated record. Gene Ontology annotation, molecular function: myosin binding. Gene Ontology annotation, biological process: cell-cell adhesion. The coding region runs from base 1 to 2082 and encodes 693 amino acids.